AUGCUGAGGCAGGUGAGCCGGGUGCUGAAGCUGCCCAUUCCUGCUAAGAGCACACAGCUGCUGGGCAAGGAAUUUGUAGGUGAGGAAGGGCGCGGCGCCAACCUCAUAGACAUUGGCAAAGGAACCGUGGUGGUGCGCCUGUCCAGCGCGGCAGUCCCGGACGAGAAGGAUGACACAACGGUAGUCAUCGGGCCGCCCUUCUAUCUGGAGGCCAAGGUGGCGGGCUUCAAAAUUCCUAUUCAAGACACGCAGCCGGGCGGCGGGCGCAAGUCGAUCCUGGGCAAUGAGCUGAACUACUUCCGGCAGCUGUAUGUGGAGAACAGCGGGAAGCCAGGGGACCUGCGCGUCAGUGAGGUGUAUGCUGGGGACCCCGCUGUCAAGGGCAGCAUCUUUGUGCAUGAGCGAGCGUGA
Molecule: messenger RNA, 411 nt
Organism: Coccomyxa subellipsoidea C-169
Lineage: Eukaryota; Viridiplantae; Chlorophyta; Trebouxiophyceae; Coccomyxaceae
Exons: 3
Coding region: 1-411 (136 amino acids)
Source: RefSeq, a predicted model, not a curated record